Alligator mississippiensis (American alligator) is the source of this 7711-nucleotide messenger RNA. It is a transcript of the gene ARHGEF40, whose product is annotated as Rho guanine nucleotide exchange factor 40. Bases 176 to 5539 code for a protein of 1787 amino acids. NCBI's taxonomy places the organism in Eukaryota, Metazoa, Chordata, Crocodylia, Alligatoridae. The transcript has 20 exons. Gene Ontology annotation, molecular function: guanyl-nucleotide exchange factor activity. The record is from RefSeq and is a predicted model, not a curated record.
AGCCCGGGCGGCCGCGCCCCUUCGCCGCUCCGGCAGAGGCGCGGCGCCGAGACGGGCCGGCGCGGCCCGCGGGCCCGUGUCCCGCCUUUGUCUGGAGGCGGCCGCGUCCCGGCGCCGCCUCCCCGCGGCCCCCGGCCCGGCCCCGGCAGCAGAGCCCGCGGAGCGCGGCCGCGCCAUGGAAUCGGAGCCGGUGGAGGACUGCGUGCAAAACACGCUCUCGGCCCUGUACCCACCCUUCACCGCCACGGCGCCCACGCUGCUGGGCCAGGUCUUCGACGUGGUGGAGAAAACCUACCGCGAGGAUGCCCUGCGCUACACCCUCGAGUUCCUCGUGCCUGCCAAGCAUAUCCUGGCCCGCAUCCAGCAGGAGGCUUGCUCCCAGUACAGCGGGUUCGUGUUUUGCCACGAGGGCUGGCCGCUCUGCCUGCACGAGAAGAUCGUGGUCCAGCUCAGCUCCCUGCCUUGGCAGCAGCUCCGGCCCGGUGACUUCUACUUGCAGGUGGUGCCUUACCUGGCCCGGGCGCCCUGCCUGGUGCUGAAGUGCCUGGCGCCAGAUGGACACAGCAUCCAGGAGCUGCCAGUGCCUCCCGAGGCCUACCCAUUUCUCUUCACUGCCGAGUGGCUCAAUGGCAUCAAUAAGGACCGGCGCGCGGGGCGUCUGGAACGCUGUCUGCUGGCAGCUGAGGAGCGCGUGCUGCGCCUGCCCUGGACUGAGCUCAUCUGUCCACAGUUUGUGCAUGAAGGGGGCUUUAUGGUGGGCAGGCGAUGCCCACCAGGCACCAGCCCUGAGGGGCUGGGGGCACGGAGUCCAGGAGAUGGGCACCACUCCAGUGGGGAAAGCCGGGAGGUAGAGGGGGGCGGCCCAGAGGGGGAGUACGUGCAGCUCCUGGAGAUCAGCCCCCCCCGGCCCAAUGCCCCCCUGGCCUUUGUGCCCCCUGAUUCCCAGAGCCGCACCCUGCCUGCUCGCAAGGGCCACAACAAGGGCCGCAACCGGCGCCACCGGGCCUGGCUGCACCCCAAGCCAGGGCGUGAGGAGACCCUGCCCAGGAACCGGACCCGCAGAACUUGGGAAGGGGCACAUCUGGGAGGUGGCCAAGGCCAGGGGAGGGUGUUCCCCCAGGAUUGGGACAUGUCACGGCUGCCCAGAGCUAGGGCAGGGCAGAGAUGCAGCCAAGGGGAUGGCGAGGACCAGGGGGCAGAUGUGCCCUUUGCUGUGGACACACAGAAAUCAGGCAAGGAGGGAUGUUUGCCCAGAGAGGGGCAGCCAGUGGGAGACCCCGGUGAAGGGUGUUUGCCCGGGAAGGAAAUAUGGGAAGGAGGUCCUGGAGAGGGAGAGCAGGGAGGAGACCCCAGGGAGGGCUGUGUACCCAGAGAGGAGAAGCAGGGAGGGGACUCCAGAGAGGAGCAUUUCCCCAGGCAGGAGAGUGUGCCAAGGGAGACAGAGAGACAAGGAGAAGCCAGGGAGGGGCAGAGAGAAGGGGACUGUGCAGACAGGCAGCUGAGGAGGGGUCUGGUGGAAGGGCAGCAGGCAGUAGACCCAGGGGAGAGGCAAUCUGGAGGGGUCCUGAGGGAGGCACAGCAGGGAGAGGACCCUGGUGGGACAGCCACCUCCCUCCAGCCUAAUGCUGUCGGAGCACCAGCCAAGGCCAAGCCACCAGACUUGAGCGAGGGGCUGGGGCCAGCUGGACCCCCUUGCCCUGGGCAGAGGGAACAGAGCCCCCCGAGUGGCUUCGGAGGGGUGGCUCCUGACACAGAGACAGCACCAGCCAGGGCUCACCUGCAGGCAGGGGGUGACAGAAGCUGCCCCCCAGCCCCAGCAACACCACAUCGGGCCCCCAGGGGCAAUCGCCGGAGGAAGAAGUGGGGUGGGAGAGGCUGCUCCACUGCUGGAGGCAGGAAGGAGUCUGUGCCCGCAAGGGAGCUGGCCGUCCCUGCCAGCAAUGGGCAGGGGUGCAUUCCCCAGGGGUCUGAAUUGCCUAGCACUGCUGCCAAAGUAAAAAGCCAGGUGCCGUGUGGGACUGGGAAAGAGAGUGUCCCCACUGACACUGGGGUCCCAAACACCCUUGCCAUGGGAGAAGAGGGCAUCCCUGAGAGCCAGGAGGAGGGGGCUGGCACUGACGUCCCAAGGCACGAGGCUGGCACGAUGGUCAAAACUGGGGAGUCCACCCAGCAGGACGGAGUUGUCCCUGGAGAGGCGGAUAUCCCCACCCCCCUUGCAAUACCCAGCACCGAGGGUAUGGGAGGUGAGGGUGCCCCUGCCAGUCCAGGGCAUGCGGCCUCCCAAGCCAACACGGAGGAAAAGACCAUGGCCACGGUCCCCAGCCCACAGACCAGCGCGGGGGAAAAGCUCAUCACCGGAUCCCUGAAGCAGAUGGAGCCUGUUGUGGCUGGAGAAGUCUCAGCAGAGAAUGCCCAUCCCCCUGAGGGAGCAACAGAGCCCAGCUGCCCCCCUGGCUCCCUGCCCUCCACCUCAGCUGUCCUUGGGCAAGAUGUGGACUGGGACCUCCUGCGCUCUGGCAUCUUCCAGCUGACAGGAGGCAUGGACCGGGCCGGAAGGGCUGUGCUGGCCGUCACCCCGCCACCCCCAGGGGAUCCAGCCCAAGCCCUGUCCCAAGAGGAGUUCAUCAAGGCCCUGAGAUACCUGCACUCGCUGCUCAGGAAAGAACAGCAGGAGCUGGGGUUGACGGUGCUGCUGGACCUGCGGCAGGGGGGGCUCUUGUCCCCCCACUCCCCUGCGCUACUGGCAGCCCUGCAGGAGCUGCAGGAGGUGUCCCCAGCGCUCGUGAACCGCCUGCUGGUGCUGGCCCCGCCGGGGGACCCUGGGAAGCUGGCACUCACUCAGGAGAUGCUUGUGCUCUCUGUCGCCGACCUGCCCCGCUUCGUGGAGCCCCAGCACCUGCAGCAGUGUUUGGGGGGCAGCCUGCAGCACUCGCAGGCCCAGUGGGUGGCAUCGUGCCAGGCGCUGGAACAGCUGUGCAGACUCUGCCGGGGCGUGCUAUGCUCGGUGCAGGCAGCCAGCGUCGAGGUGGAGGAAGGGUCAGGAGCAGAGAAGAGCAAUGAGGAGCUGACUGCUCAAAUUGCCAGGCACCAGGACACCAUGCGCAAGCUGUUGUCGGAUGCACGCUUGCUGGAGCUGCAGAGCGAGGGAGGAGCCCUGCUAGCCCGGCUGUGUCCCUGGGAAGCCCUCAGCGGCCUGGCUGAGACGGCUUCCAGCCUCUACCAGGAGGUGGACAACGCCAUCCACAGGCUGGUGCAGCUCAGCAAUCGGCGCCUAGGGGAACUGGAGCAGCUGCGCCAGCACCAGGAGAUCGGACAGGCCCAGGAUGGGAGCCUGGAAGAUGAGCAGUGCCUGGCCGCUCCUGAGGACGAUGAGGGGCCAAAGGCUGUGUAUGGGGCGCUCAGCCAGCACCAUCAGCCCCCCGCUGACGCCUCAGGCAGCGUCUGCCAGGAGAUGCAGGCGCUGGCCCUGCAAAACCCCCGGGCCGCGCAGGAGUGGGGGCGCUGCCGAGCCCGCUGCCAGGAGCUGGGCUGCCUGCUGCAGAGGAGGAUGCGGGCAGCCCUGCAGCCUGCCUCGCCACCCCGCCGCCGGGCCGGCAGCACCAGUGCCUCCUGCUCACCCCAGCACCCGCUGCGAGGCCUGGGCACUGGGUUGGGCUCCUCCCGCAGCAUGAGCUGCGUACUGCCCCCACCCAGCAGCCCCUUGCCCAGUCUGCAAGUGGCACCCUCCUGCCAGUCGCUGGGACCUGCCAGAGAGCUGGAAGAAGACAGCGGGAAGGAGCGGGGCCCCAGCCCCACAGAUGCAACCCCCAGCUCCUUCUUCCAAGCCCCCACCCUGCCAGCAGGCAGCUCCCCUCCUGUGGGCACACCACCCCUCUGCCGGCCCUCCUCCAGGGGACCCCCUGCUACUCAGAGGGCACUGAGCGAGCCGGGUCCCGGCAGCCCCCGCCCUGGCGUCCACAUCCGAGGCCUGGAGGUGAGCAGCCGGGAGGUGGUGGACAGGACCUGCUCUCCCCGGGAGCAUGUCAUGCUGGGCCGCACUGGCGCCCAGAGAGCCGAGGCACCCUGGGGAGGCACACCCAGCACCGAGAGGAAGCGUCGCCUGGGCACCCAGCAACAUUUGGUGGCUGAGCUGAUCACACUGGAGCAGGAGUACGUGAGCUGCCUAGUAGAGCUGCUGCCUCUGGGCGUCGGACACCAGGAGCUGGCCUCGGAGCUGAGGCACGAGUGCAGCACAUUGCAGGGCCUCCGGGACCGCCUGCUGGCCUUCCACCGUGCCUACUUCCUCAAGGAGCUGCAGGGCUGCACCAUCCACCCCCUGCGCGUGGGCAGCUGCUUUCUGCGCUAUGGGGACCAGUUCAGUCUCUAUGCCCUCUAUGUGAAAAGCCAGCAGAAGCUCGAGGCCAUGUUCACAACUCAGCGAGUGCACAGCAAGGGUGGGCCCGGUGGGCUGGAGGGGCUCUGGGAAGAUGGGGGACUGGCGCGCUCUCUCCAGAGGCCCCUGCUCCAGCUGGAGCACUACGGACGCUUCCUGGAGGAGCUGCUGCGGGAGAGCGGUGCAGAGCAGACGCAGGAGCGCGAGGCCCUGCGGGCAGCGCAGCAGCUCCUGGAGUCCCAGGAGCAGCAUGGCAGGAACCUGCUGGCCGUGGAGCAGAUCCGAGGCUGUGAGAUGGACCUGAGGGUCCAGGGACAACUGCUGCAUCGGGAUGAGUUCACUGUGUUGUGUGGGCGCCGCAAGUGCCAGCGCCACAUCUUCCUCUUCGAACACCUGCUGCUCUUCAGCAAACGCAAGGGUCCCGAGGCCGGCCUGGACGUCUUUGUCUACAAGCAGGCCUUCAAGACGGCCGAUAUGGGACUGACGGAGAACAUUGGGGAGAGCGGGCUGCGCUUUGAGCUGUGGUUCCGGCGCCGCAAGUCACGGGAGGCCUAUACCCUUCAGGCAGCCUCGCCAGAGGUCAAGCACAAGUGGACUAGUGCUGUGGCCCAGCUACUCUGGAGGCAGGCCACACUCAGCAAGGAGCUGCGCAUCCAAGAGAUGGUCUCCAAGGGCAUUGGCGACAAGCCUUUCCUGGACAUCCAGGCUCAUAGCCAGGGCCACCUGAGUGCUCUGCUCAUGGGCAGAGCUGCCCGCACACGUGCCUCUGUGGCUGUCUCCUCCUUUGGUGUGGCCCCAUGCUCCCCGCCAGCUGCCACCUCAUCCCCACGCUCAGGCCCUAGCCCCCUCAGCCUGUUCUGUGAUGCCAGCCCAGUGACUUCUGCAGGGCACUCACCUGGAGGCUGCUCACUGCCUGGGCACUUGGAGGAGGAAGACUGGGAACUGGACAUCAAGCAUAUCCCACGGGUGGCUGAGAUGCCCGAGAGUGGAGAAGGCACCCCAGCACAAGGGGAGCCAUGCCUUGGAGGCAUGGAGUUGCCAGGGGGCUCUGCCCCAGUGCAGCGUCGACCGAGCUGGGUGAAAAGCCUGCACCGGAAGCUGUUUCUACCACGCAGCCGCACGGGACGGGACGAGAGCCCAGGGGCUGCCAGAAACCGGACGGUCUGAGAAACCUCAUGCUGCAGACCUCUGGCAUGGGGCUGAACAUGGACACCCCAACCGCCUGCUCUACCCACACAGGGGCUCCUCACCUCUGCCUCUCCACUAAAACCAUGUGUCCCUACUAAAAUAAGGCCCAUUUUCAGCCCUUGGCCGCUACGGCCCUCCUUUCCAUUCCUCCCACCUUAACCUGUCCACAGUGGGGAGGAGGUACCAGGCCUUUUCCUGUUGUCUGAUGAAGGGAAGUGCAGGAAGCAUCUCCCCCUCACAAAGGGAGGACAGAGGGAGACCCAUAGCAUGGCCCAGGCGACAGGGAAUGCCCCACGCUCAACCUAUACAUUGGGCUGCCCCUAGCAUGGACACCUGCCAGCUCAUGUGGAGACACAAACUCCCCUGAGCACUGAUCCUGAUCCCACCAGGUGGGAUUUUCCACCCAGGGGAAUCCCAGCAGAGGCCAGGCUGUGUUAGUGCCAUUGCACGAGGCCUCAUUCUGCAAAAAAAAUCAAGUAUUUCUCACCAACAGAAAUACCCCGUGGGCUUCUGACAUGGUGCUAAAUUAGUUUGUGAAGGUGGAUUCGUAAUGCCCAACCCUCUACCCACCCCCACCCACUCAAGGAUCCCUGCACACACCAGCUUGUGAAGGUGCCAAUCCCACUCAUGCUUAUACAGCUCUGCUUGCGUGGAUGCUGCCUGUCCUCUGCAGACAAACACCCCCUUGCCUGAAUUCCAGCCUGAAGGGAGCUUCCUGUAAUCUGAGUGUCAUGGAAAAGUCUGUUGGGGAUCAGGAACUGAAUGUGAGCUCAGAAGGGCCUGCCUUAUUUGCAUGUUCAAAAUCCCAUGGAGUCCGGCACAGCCCAGCUGACCGAGGCUGUUCCUCAUUCUUUAUUGGCAUGUCCCACUGUGCGUGAGUACAAUGGGCAGUCAUGCCCCAUCCUUGGCCCUCUAAAAGGACGGGGAAAUCAGUGCCUGGGAAGACUAGCAUUAGAGUAGAUUGGGUGCGUCUACGUGUUCAUUAAUGUGCCAUAGCUACUGUGCAUUAAGUUGAGUACUUGGUUAACCAGGUACGAAAUAAAUGUGCAGUAACUCAACACUACUGCGCAGUAAUGCCAGCGCACGGUUUUUAGUGAUGUUUACUGCGCAGUAGCCUAAUUACACUGCACAGUAGCAUAUCAGCACGGGUUUUGCCCGGCACACUACUGCGCAGUAGGAGUCUUGUGUAGAUGUGCCCAUUGUGUCUAAAAGGGAAGGGAAACAUAAGUCCUUUAUGCACGCGGGUGCACGUGCACCCCCUGAGAUUGACGGUGCAGCCCCUGAAAGCACUGUUGGCAGUGCCUGUGGGCAGUCACCGCUCACCCCUCUCCCCCAACACCGCCAGUGGCGUCUGCGGGCAGUCGCUGAUCGCCGCUGGCUGCCGCCGAUGCACCUGCAGGUGGUUGCUGACCGCUGAUUGGCACUCGCCACCACCCCCUGCCGCAUCCACCUGCAGGCAGUCGCCGGGGCAUGCGUCGUUCAUGCCUUUACUUUCCAAGCAAACUGGAGCAUUACGGGAAAUGUUGUGUAUAGAAGGAGUGAGGUGUCGUGGGAAAGUCUGUGCCUGGCAAACUGGAUAAUUAUGGGAAAUUCUGUGCCUGGGGAACCUGCAGCAUUGUAGGAAAUUCGCUUCCAUGAGGAACUAGGACAUUGAAGGCAAUUUCCUCUCUGGGAGAUAUGAAGCAUCCUGGGAAACCCCAUUCCUGGUAGACUGGAGCAUCCUGGGACUAAAGCAUGGGAAAUUCUGUGCCUGUGGACAUGAAAGCAUUAUGGGAACUUCCCUGAAGGGGUGGGGGGUGGCAGGGUGAGGUAGGGAAUUAGCAUCACGGGAUAUAUGCCUGACAGACUGGAACACCGUGAGGACUCAGUUACGCCAACUCUCAUGUUGGGGUGACACGUAUACAAAUAUUCAUGACUAUAUGUACAAUGUAUAACCUGCGGGAGAGAGAGCCAGCAGGGCAUGGCUGCCAUUGUGGGUGAAAGCAGGGUUGGGUUGCCAAGGUGUGGUCAUAUGCCAAAUACAGCACCAGCCCCGAGGACACCCCCUCUUGGGGGUCUCAGAGAAGGCUGGGGUUUUGCCAAGGAGCUAGGCUCUGUAUGCACUCCCACUGUUUAUCCUGUGUAUUAAUAAAGCAGAGAUACUAGCCAUCA